Molecule: messenger RNA, 2034 nt
Organism: Orbilia oligospora ATCC 24927
Lineage: Eukaryota; Fungi; Ascomycota; Orbiliomycetes; Orbiliales; Orbiliaceae
Exons: 6
Coding region: 1-2034 (677 amino acids)
Biological process (GO): proteolysis
Molecular function (GO): serine-type endopeptidase activity
Source: RefSeq, a predicted model, not a curated record
AUGUUGCCCUCCAAGCCUAAGCUCGGGUCUUGGGUGUCAAGAACAUUCUUUUGUUGCAUUUUACUAGCCUUCUAUUCCAUCGUUGAGACAUAUAGCGAGUCUGCUCCUCUCGACCUGAAAGAUGCACGAUUCCGUGAAGCGGGUGCUACCGGAAACUCAUCCUGGUGGGUAUUUAAAACAAAAUCCAGCACAGAGAGAGCGAAAGUUAUAAACGGAAUAUCCCAGUAUAUCGGUAAAGGAACUGCGGCAAACUCGGACAUAUAUCUAUCCCAAGCGGAUUGGGUUUUGAACAAUACAGACGACGCCUCAAAAUUUUGGCUGAGAUGUUCUAAGGAGGUGGCCGAGAGAAUUAAAAUUGAAUGGGAUGUCACAAUCCAAGACGUAUCGAAAUCCCCCGAGCGGGAAAAUAGCAUAGACUUUCAGAACUCGACCUUUUUCGAAGCUCAAAAUGUACCAGGCGACCUAAAAUAUCAAACUAAACAUAUACAAGAGAAAAGAUCAAGAGGCAGCAAAGUUAAGAUCAAAACGUGGAAGAAUGACGUCCUAGAGAACUGCAUUAUAUCUCAAUACGACGAGUAUCCACUUACACAUCCAUGCAACUAUUAUACAACGGCGGCUCAGGGUGAAGGCGUCACCGUUUACAUCGUCGAUCAUGCAUUCGCAAUUUAUCACCAGGAUUUCAAACAUGUGUCGUGGGGUAAAUCUAAAGAUCACAUUUUCGCCGACGAGAAAGAUAGCCUGCCUAGUUGGUUCAAUUUCCGGAACUCACCUUUGGUACCAAAUAUAGUGGAUGAAGAAACUCUCCCACUUCUACGGGGAACAGCAGUCUUAAGUAAACUGCUUGGGAAAGAAUUCGGAGUCGCAAGAGGAGUGAAACCGAUCCUUGUCAAGACUUCUGAUCGUUUCUCAAGUCUCGAGCCUGAUACAGAUCACAUUUUCAGCGUCCUCCCAAAAGUGUUACUUGAUAUUAAACGAAAGUCCGCGAAAUUUGAUGUUUCGAAAAGAGAGGCACCAAAGUUUAUCGUCCUGAUAGCAACAGACUACGCAUUUGAAAGAGGGUCCACACCAUUUGGAUUUCAUGUGAGACGUUUAAGUCAGCUCAUUCAAGAGCUUAGUGAGAUGCCCAAUGUCGCCGUUGUCACUUCUGACGGCAAUCACUUUUCCGUCGCCCAAGCUCCCACUCCAGGAGAUAUUCCCGAGGCGGAACCUAUUAUCUCCUACCCGGGUAUCUUUGGACAAGAGAGUAAAAGAUUUCCCAACCUUGUCGUUACAGGCGGCACCCACCCAGGGAACGGCGAACUAGUAUCUCGGUAUUCAGACUUUAUACGUAUAUCAGCUCCCUCCGUGGAUAUCAAUGUCGCAGUUCCAGAUGGAGGUAAGUCAUGGGGUGGGAAAAAGUACACCAAGGCCAACAGUACCCCUCUCGCUGCGGCUGCUAUCACAGGAGUAUUGGCGACUUUAAUAUCCGCUAAGGAUUAUACAAUAUCCGAAGCAAUAGCGCGAGUCUACAAACUUGCAUACCCAAGACGCCGUGAACCAAGCCCUUUUAAUGACACCAGAGUCUUUCCAAACGUUGUUUAUAAUGGCUUGAGUCUACUUACAGCGGAAACAGUGGAGUUUGGAGAUGAGAAAGGAUCUGGAGAUGAGAAGGGAUCUGGGGAUGAGAAAGGGCACGGAAAUGAGGUCAAAGAAGCCAAGAUAGCUACAAUUACGGUCACGGUUCUCCUACCAAGACAGCAGUGCGUGAUAUUAAGGCGGGCGGUAACCACAGAGGCCCUCCAAAGCACCUCCGGAGUAGCUACUCAAACGAUAACAGUAUGUGAGCGUGAUAAAAUGCCAGAAACAACAUUUUUAGCUGUAAGUAGUACGGCCACCCUUAUCACAACAUCAGCCACUUCCCCACAGCCAUCUGGAAAUACACAUACAUACGAUGCUGCUUUCUGCAAGGAAUGUUUGGACUCCAAUGGUGUUACGCCAAUACAAGGGGUCUUAUGGAUUCCUAAGGAUUGUCCUUGUAAGAAAGAAACUAGGUAA